This is a messenger RNA of Lottia gigantea (owl limpet), 255 nucleotides long. RefSeq lists its product as hypothetical. Lineage: Eukaryota; Metazoa; Mollusca; Gastropoda; Lottiidae. The annotation marks the transcript as partial. Gene Ontology annotation, molecular function: protein dimerization activity; RNA polymerase II transcription regulatory region sequence-specific DNA binding; DNA-binding transcription factor activity, RNA polymerase II-specific. The record is from RefSeq and is a predicted model, not a curated record. Gene Ontology annotation, biological process: developmental process; regulation of transcription by RNA polymerase II. The transcript has a single exon.
CCAGAAUUCCUCCGAUGCAAAAGAAGAGCAGAUUUCAGUAAACUUGGAUUAAAUCUUCCAAAAGUGCACCCUGUUGCGUCAUCGAGAAGAAAUGCUAGAGAACGUAACCGAGUGAAACAAGUGAAUAAUGGUUUUGAUACUUUAAGGCAACGAGUUCCAAAUGGUAAAAAGAAUAAAAAGAUGAGCAAAGUGGAUACAUUAAGAGCUGCUGUGGAAUAUAUAAAGAAUUUACAAGAACUUCUAGAAUCAAAUAAC